Molecule: messenger RNA, 1568 nt
Organism: Tarenaya hassleriana
Lineage: Eukaryota; Viridiplantae; Streptophyta; Magnoliopsida; Brassicales; Cleomaceae
Product: dehydration-responsive element-binding protein 2A-like
Exons: 2
Coding region: 254-1327 (357 amino acids)
Biological process (GO): response to stress; positive regulation of DNA-templated transcription
Cellular component (GO): nucleus
Molecular function (GO): DNA-binding transcription factor activity; transcription cis-regulatory region binding
Source: RefSeq, a predicted model, not a curated record
AGCUGUCUUAAAGGGAGAAAGGGGGAGACCUAAGAAAAAAACGCGAAAGCUCCCGAAAGCAAAGACGCGGAAAACAAUAAAUUGCGAAGAACUCUUACAACUCUCGAAGGGAAACGAUCUUUGUCCGUACGAGAGAGUUUUGAUUUGAAGAAUCUUGAUUGAUAAGGGAAGAACAUUUUCUGGGGUUUCGAAGAAUUCUCUCGGUUGCGAUUCCAACAGAUUGAGCGAUUUGGGAGAGUACCAUCCAACGGAGAUGGCAGUUUAUGAUCAAAGCAGAAACGUGGUUAAAUCUCAAACGGAUACUUCGAGGAAGAGGAAAUCGAGGAGUAGACGAGACGGCACGACAGUGGCCGAGCGAUUGAAGAGGUGGAAAGAGUACAACCAGAACAUAGAAGCUUCUACUGAAACCGAGAAACCGAAACGUAAAAUGCCCGCAAAAGGGUCGAAGAAAGGGUGUAUGAAAGGGAAGGGAGGACCCGAAAACACUCGCUGUAACUUCAGAGGGGUUAGGCAAAGAACUUGGGGAAAAUGGGUAGCUGAGAUUAGAGAGCCUAAUAGGGUUAGUAGACUGUGGCUCGGCACUUUCCCGACAGCUUACGAGGCCGCCAUCGCUUACGACGAAGCUGCAAAGGCAAUGUACGGACCCUUAGCUCGUCUGAAUUUCCCUCGGCCCGCGGUUUCAUCUUGUUCUUGCGGCUCUGACAUCGCAAGUUGCACGUCGAAUGAGUCAGAGGUUAGCAUGUUGGAAGAUAGUAAGGCGGUUCCUAGUGGUGUCCGUGUGAAGCAGGAGGAUGGUGAGGUGGAUAAUGGUGCGGGUUCGGGUUCGGGUUCGGAAGAGAUGAAGAGGGAGGCGAAACGAUAUAUGCCCGAGCAUGAUUGGCUGAGCAAGAUUGAGUUAGAGUAUUGGAACAGUGUUCUGAAGGAGAAAGAGAAGGAACGACAGUCAGAGUCACUGACUGUUGCUGAUCACGGUUGUCUGGACAAGACAAGAACUGAUCAGAACUGCCGGAAUGAUGUCUCCGCCGAGGAGAUGUUUGACGUGGAUGAGCUUCUCGGUGACAUCAACGAGAACACGCUUCCAUGGCCGAGCUUCCAAGAACAAGACAUGGUUGCCGAUGAAUCAGUUAUCUCAAAGAGGGACAGAACACAGUCGGACAUGGCUAAUCCGCUGCGAAGCCAAGAUUGGAGACUUCCAAAAGUUGAGGCAGAGGGUUCGGGCAUUGAUUAUGAUUUGCCAUUGCUUGAAGAGGUGAAUCCUCAGGAUGGGCACGACAUGUUCGAGUUCAGUUUCCUGGAAGAUGAACAUGUUCUUGAUCAUGAGAGCUGACUCGUAAGGGGAACGAUCCUUGCAAUGUAAACGAAGCAGACAACAUAGGAAAGAGAUGCGACAACUCCAAUGGAGAGGAGGACAUGAACGUAUAAAGAUUUCUUUUUUUUUUUCGAGUUUUUUUCUUAAUACGUUUAUUCAUUGUUCCUUUUUACACACGUAGAAUAUGAUAAAAUCCAACGUUAACAAGUAAUGGGCUUAUCAAAACUGAUGGGCCAUUGCAAGCCUGGGUUUUUCGAAA